Spirometra erinaceieuropaei is the source of this 825-nucleotide messenger RNA. NCBI's taxonomy places the organism in Eukaryota, Metazoa, Platyhelminthes, Cestoda, Diphyllobothriidea, Diphyllobothriidae. The record is from the annotation of a GenBank genome assembly.
AUGACAACCCCUGAAGCAGUUUUACGCUGCACACUUUAUCGGAUCAUUCAAGCAUGUGGGGAAUCCGGUGCUACCUCCGAGGACGUCGUUAAUGCACUCUUCAAGUAUGCAGUUAGCCUACGUGACCAGUGGUCUGUACGAAUAUCCUCUGUGACGCCGCUCAACCUCGACACGCUUGUCGAGGCCUUCGCUGAUCGGGCCGUUAUUUUGGCGCGCAUUUUCAUGUACCUCAUGGUUUCGGGGACUUCCACUGGCACCGGUAGUAAGGAGGCCUCUAUGAAUAACGAGGACUUUGAUGACUUUCAGCCCAAUUUUGUGGACGAUAUAUCUGCUGCUUGUGCCACUAAUGGGGCUGCCGUCAGGAUGCACUCUCCUAAAGUGGCGAAAUUUCUUGAACUCUGCAAACAACAUUGUGCAGCACCACCCCCUGAGACUCUGUUUGACUGGCGCAGUCUUGAGCAGAAUGCUACACCACCACGAAUUCAUCAGGGACGCCGUCUAAGAAUGCUUCGUAUAGACGAUUUUGUUGGUAGCAUUUCAAUCGAGGCCUACGUGGAAUUCACCAAGCUCCGCCAGUCAGCAAGUUUCUUCGCCACCCGCAAUGUGCUGCUUGCUUUUUUACACUGGUUCUUCUCAUCGGAGACUGCAAGCCAGCGUUUCACUGCAGGCAACCUUUUGGCCUACCUUUUCACUUCAGGCCUGUACGACCUCAUUGACUUAGCCUUCUGCAACCGUCGCCUCCUUGGAAUUCAAUUGUCAUCACCCAUUACUUCUGUUGAAUUGGAGCAGGCUAGUUUGCUUAUUCGUAGACUCAGUUACCUUUGA